Messenger RNA from Aphidius gifuensis, 1546 nucleotides. RefSeq lists its product as uncharacterized. The coding region runs from base 351 to 1004 and encodes 217 amino acids. The transcript is spliced from 4 exons. Gene Ontology annotation, molecular function: sequence-specific DNA binding. The record is from RefSeq and is a predicted model, not a curated record. Lineage: Eukaryota; Metazoa; Arthropoda; Insecta; Hymenoptera; Braconidae.
AAAUUAUGACAAUAGUCUGACCGAACUUAUUUUUAUUAUUUACGUGUAAUUAUUCGUACUUUAAAAGAAUAUAAUUAAUAAACAUAUAUUAAAUAGGCAAUAAUUAUAUUUGAUAAAUAAAUAAAGUAAAAAAUGAAGUGUUUUUUGUGUAAAUCAACAAAAAGUGAAAGUAUUUCUCUACACAAGUACGUAUACAUAUAAUUGUAACCUGCAAAUAUCAUAUAAUUAAUACAGUAUUAAGUAUAUGAUUUCCAAAAAAAUCUAACUUACGUGAAAAAUGGGAAAUCGCUUGUGGAUGCGAGGAAAUAAAUGUAAAUAAUCUCUUUAUAUGUUCACAACAUUUUACACCAAUGCAAAAAAGAGUCUCAAGAGGUACUGGAAAAGCAGUAACAUAUAUCGACCAAAAAGCAAUUCCUUCAAUCGGAGUACCACAUCCACCUGAAGAGAUUUUUUUAAAUGAAUCUGUUUUACAAAACAAUUUUGUUAACAACGAGUCGUCAGCUGGUUGUUCAAAAACAAAUUCUUUAACUACCGAUAUAAGUGAAGAACAAAUUGUAAUUGAUUGUAAUACAGAAGAUAAUGUCGAAGUAUUUAUUGAUAAUCAAGAGUCAUUUCCAUCCAAUUCUUCUCAAGAUACGAGUAAUAAAUAUGAAGAAAGUUUAACAGAGAUUGACCAAGAGAUUAUUCAAGCUGGUAGAGAAAAUGAUGUACCACAACAUCACGAUAAGAUUUUGCUUGAUACUCUUAAUAAUAAUACUGAUAUUAACAUUAUUAGAAAUGAACACAAAUACUCAGCCGCGGUAAAACGUCAACGUAAGGAACCUCUUUUCCCAUCUCAAAUUGAAUAUGAAGACUUUAUAGAUGAUCCAAAGAAAGCCAAACGUUUAAUAAAGAUGAUAAUUGAGACAGAUCGCAAAUAUCGAGAAGAAAAUCAAAAACUAAAAAAGCAGAUUAAGUAUUACAAAAAAAAAUAUGGAAGUGUUCGACAUAUGGUAAAUGAUUAAAAAAAGAAGAAUUUGUGUACACUAGGAAAUGAAGAGUCAAUCACCUUAACGUAUCACGUUGGUACAUGAAAAUAAAAAAAAAUGACUACUUGUCCACACACUUUGCAUCAUCAUUUGUUGAACAGUCUGUUCUUCAUAUUGCUGGUUACGUAUCGUACAAACCUAUAACGACAGCUGUUGAUUGUGUUAUUUGUAAAAGCCAUUUAAUUGGUGGUAAAAUGCUACUUUUAAGUCAAUUAAAAAACUAUAUCGUAAAGCAAAAGAUAUAUCACAAAAAAAUGAGUGCAUUUGAUCAAAAUUUACCAAACUCAUCCAGUUUUUUGAUCAACAAUAUAUAAAAAAAUAUUUCAUAAUUCAUCAUUAUUAUUUUUAUAAUUAUUAAUUAAGUAUCAUUAUUUAUUAUUGUUAUAUUUGUCCUAGACAUAAUUAUGAAACAUUGAUAAAUAAUAAUAUACAUAUACGUAUAUAUUUAAUUAUUUAAGAUCAAUGCGUUGUUAUAAAUGUUAUUGUAUGAUUCAAAUAAAAUAUUUUCAGCUUAAAAA